Anisakis simplex (herring worm) is the source of this 717-nucleotide messenger RNA. NCBI's taxonomy places the organism in Eukaryota, Metazoa, Nematoda, Chromadorea, Rhabditida, Anisakidae. The record is from the annotation of a GenBank genome assembly.
GUCGACGAAUAUUUCGAUGGAAUUUUGGUGAUGGAAGGGGACGCAGCGAAGUUAUCAAUCGAGGAAUUCUAUCAAGUUACACCAGCUGGUAAACUUCAAGCCGCCGAUGUUCUUCAUAGACAUCCAGAGCGAAUUGCAGGUUCCAAUAAAAUCACUCCAAACUUGGAGAAUAUAUGCAGUCAUGAUUCCGCAGCACCUGGAAGUGCUCAUGCAGCUCCUAUACCCAGCACCACCGUCACACCAGUCAGUCAAAAAUCACCACAUGUCAAACGAGCCAAAUGGCAUUUGGGUAUCAGGAGUCAGAGUCGACCAGAAGACAUUAUGUAUGAAGUUUUUCGUGCUAUGAAGACCCUUGAUUUCGAAUGGAAAGUGCUCAAUCCGUAUCAUGUGAUCGUUCGCAAAAGGCCUGAAAGUCCAACCUAUGAGCCGCCGAAAAUGAGUUUGCAAUUGUAUCAAGUUGAUCAGAAGAGUUAUCUACUCGAUUUCAAGAGUUUAGUGGAUGAGGAAAGUGGUAAUCUUUAUUUUGCUAGUUCAUCGCGACAUGCGUCUGUUUCGAUGCCUGUGAAACCGUCACUACGGGCUAGCCGUGCGCAGUCACUACCAAUGCCUAUGGAGGUCGACCAAACACCACCACCUUCGCCAACAGUAACAAAGCAGUCGCAAACAAUGCAAUUUUUCGAGAUGUGUGCUUCACUAAUCGGGACUUUAGCGCGUUGA